AUGCCUAUCGACCCAGCUUUCAUGCCGUGGGCUUCUUCUAAAGGCGUCAAAUGUAGCAAUGUCGAACCUCGAAUUAUGCCUGGCCGCGGCAUUGGUAUUGUUGCCGUUUGCGAUAUCAGAGCAAAUCAAACAAUCCUAAGUGUUCCAACGAGAGCUGUUCGCACCAUCGAUACUGUUCCAAAGCACAUCAAAGACGCUCUUCAUGGUGUUUCAGUCCAUGGCAUCUUGGCGGCUGAAAUUGCACUCGACGACAGUGAUGACUUUGCCAUCUGGAGAACAGUCCUCCCUACUCGAGAGGAUCUAGAGGGUGGAAUGCCCAUGAUGUGGCCGAGUGAACUUCAAGCUCUUCUUCCCAAACGAGCCAAAGACCUAUUGGACAAUCAAAACACCACGUUCCGACGGGAGUGCGAUAUUGUUCUGAAAGCCUUUCCUACAUUGACAAGGGAUGAGUAUAUGUUGAGCUGGGUGUUGAUUAACACUAGAACCUUCUAUAAUAGCAUGCCCAAGAUGAAGAUCUAUGCUCAUUCUGAUCGAUUAGUCUGUAUGCCUGUCGCGGACUUGUUUAACCAUGAUCAAGGGUGCAAACUCGUAUACUCUGCUCUUGGAUACAGCGUUCAGACGGAUCGGGUCUACAAACAAGGCGAGGAAGUUUACGUUUCAUAUGGCCCCCACUCAAACGACUUUCUCUUGACAGAGUACGGCUUUAUUUUGGACACAAAUCGUUGGGAUGAGGUUUACCUGGACGAAGUGAUACUUCCACUCCUCAACAAGACACAGCGCGCUGAGCUAGAGAGUGUCGGCUUUCUUGGCAGGUACACACUCGAUGAUCAGACACCAGGAUGUCACCGGACCCAGGUGGCCCUUCGCAUGCUGUGCUGUACCCCUGGACAGUGGCAACGGUUCUUUGACGCUUGUGAGGAUGGACGGUCUUCGCAGGCGGAAGUUGAUGGUAUUCUUUUAUCUGCCUUGAAAGACUUUCAACAGAUGUUCUUUAACAUAUACACGGAAGCCUCUUUCCGUCCAGCUGGUGGGAGGGGACGAGGCCAGAGCCGUAACACAGGCUCGAUUUGCAACCACGACCAGUGCCCCCAGCUCGAGGAAUUGAAGCGACUCCGCCAAAUAGCAGAAGAGCUUCUGACUCACUACAAUGAACUAGCAUCUCGCUGCGGUGCCGCUCAGUUCCAACGACCAGCAGAGCUAGGGCCAAUUUUAGAGCCUGCAGAGCCACUUCUACAAUACGCAUAUCCUGCUACUGCGUCGACCACAGCUCGUUCUGCUACUUCGUUCACCACCCGUUCUGCUACUUCGUCCACUACAGCUUGUUCUGUUACUGGGCCGGGUACAACUGCUCCCCCUCCUUCUCCGUCCCCCUCAUCAUCAUCGUUAUCCUCCUCCUGGUCUUUCUAUCCAUAG
Molecule: messenger RNA, 1413 nt
Organism: Fusarium graminearum PH-1
Lineage: Eukaryota; Fungi; Ascomycota; Sordariomycetes; Hypocreales; Nectriaceae
Exons: 4
Coding region: 1-1413 (470 amino acids)
Biological process (GO): peptidyl-lysine monomethylation
Molecular function (GO): protein-lysine N-methyltransferase activity; protein binding
Source: RefSeq, a predicted model, not a curated record